AUGGAGUGGAGGUGGAAUAGGAAGGUAACUACAUUUCAAACAACCAACGGUGUGGUAUUUGAGGUGCCACAUUUCACGAUACGCUCGUUACAAAGGAACACGAUCCUUUUUUAUUCGGCUGCCAAACGCCUUGUUUUCGAUAGACCUAAUCGUGGUAUAUCGCAGGGCAUGAAGGAACAAAUGGAGUUGUCUAAGAUCGUAGAGAACGUAAACACUCAAAGUAGGACCAUUUACUUCAUCCGGCAUGGGCAGUCUAUGUGGAACAAAACCUUCGACCGUCGGUCAAGUUUAUUGAGCAUUCUAUGGCGAAUUAUUCGUUUGUUAGUCACCGAACUAUCUUUCGCUCCGACGAAUGACAGCUUCUUUUACGACUCGCCACUAUCAAUGAACGGUAUCAACCAGGCCCUGGAGUUGUCCAAGGAGCUUAGCAACUCCGAGAGUCCCAAGUGUGCCGAUGUAAAUAUUUUUAGGGCCGAAUCAGGCCAGCGUUGUGCUUUAUUCACAUCUAACCUGCGCCGGGCUCAGUCGACUCUCAUGCUGGCUCUCCAGAGCCGACUAAACCACACUGGAGAGGUAAUAGAGGUUUGCAAUGAGCUUGAGGAAUUGGUCCCUCAUCCCGACUGUGUCUCUCUGUCUACCACCUUGAAUUCCUCUACUAUCCCCUUUCUCGAGGCUAUGAUGCUCCCGGACAGCGCAAUGCAGUAUUCCCACUUCCUGCACCGGGCUGCUGGCCCUGGAUUGUCGCAUCUCUCGGCAUACAAAAAGAUGUUAAUUUUCAACGAUCGCAUUUUUAAUCAACCGGAAGAAUGCAUUAUAGUUUGCGGUCAUAGCGCAUGGCUCAUGAACUAUUUAACAUGUUUCUUACCGCAAUACUCGCACGAGAUAGAGUACCGCUACAAGAAGAUUGGAAAUUUGGACACUCUUCGUUUCGAACUGGUGCGUCGCGAACUCGGUAAUGGAGAAAUAUCAUACAUUGUGGACCCGAAUAGCGUAAAACUUGUAUACAAAAAUACUGUAUAA
Molecule: messenger RNA, 1020 nt
Organism: Babesia sp. Xinjiang
Lineage: Eukaryota; Apicomplexa; Aconoidasida; Piroplasmida; Babesiidae
Exons: 5
Coding region: 1-1020 (339 amino acids)
Cellular component (GO): cytoplasm; cytosol
Molecular function (GO): phosphatase activity
Source: RefSeq, a predicted model, not a curated record